Glycine soja is the source of this 606-nucleotide messenger RNA. RefSeq lists its product as uncharacterized. The record is from RefSeq and is a predicted model, not a curated record. NCBI's taxonomy places the organism in Eukaryota, Viridiplantae, Streptophyta, Magnoliopsida, Fabales, Fabaceae. Bases 1 to 606 code for a protein of 201 amino acids. The transcript has a single exon.
AUGAAUAGCCUUGAGUUGAAAGGGGAAGAUGACACACUAAGUGAAGAGGAGUUGAAAAGGAGAAAGGAUUUGCAAGAAGAAUUUUGGAAAGUGAAUAACUUCAAUGAAUCUCUUCUAAGGCAAAAAGGCUUCUAUGAAGUGGAAUAUGGAGGGGAUUGUAACACUAGAUUUUUUUUUCACAAUGUUGUCAAUAGGAGGAGGAAAAAGACUAUGCUUAGAGGAGUAAACAUUAAAGGUGCUUGGCUUGAUGAUCCUAUAAGGGUGAAAGAAGAAGCAAAGAAGUUCUUUGAAUUGAGAUUUAGAGAAGAUCAAAGGUGGAGGUAUAGGCUUGAUGGAGUGCCUUUCAACCAAAUCUCCAAGGAAGAUAAUUCAUUUUUGUUGGCUAAUUUUGGAGAAUUGGAUAUUAAAGAGGUGGUUUGGGAUUGUGGUAAUUUAAAAUGCCCGGGAUUGGAUGAAUUGAAUUUCAAAUUCAUCAAGCAAUUUUGGUAUUUCUUCAAGGAUGAUGUGAAGAGAUUCUUAGAUGAAUUCCACCAACAUGGAAGGCUUCUGAGAGGUACUAAUGUUUCAUUUAUUUCUCUUAUUCCCAAAAUUGAUGAGCCACAAUGA